AUGAUGAAGUUUUCCUCCGAGGUGUAUCAGCCAAUUCUGUUAUACGUCGAUAUGAGACCCAUCCAAUUUGGCGUAAGGGACCUGGAAAAGCGCCAAACGCCAUGGCCGUCAGUGCUUGCAGCAGCAUUCAUGCUUGCGCUCACAGGAGUUCAAAUGAGCAUCUACUUUAUGUCAACGUGGCAGUAUCUCAGAGAAAUUGAUUCAACGGCUACAAUAAACUUUUUCGGUUGGAUCGUUGCAGCGUGUAGUCUUGGAUGCGCUAUUGCCAAUCCCUUAUUCGGUUACUGGAAUCAGAGGACGUUAUCAACAAAAUCUCCAAUCACGUUUGGUUUCGGCAUUUGCGCUCUUGGUUGGUUCGGUUAUUACAUUGGUUCCGCUCGAAAGCAUGGAAAUUUGCUGUAUGCCUUGCUUCCUCUGCUUUCUCCAGAAGUGAAAUGGUACAUGUUAGCAGCGAGAUUCCUCACAGGCUUUGGAGCA
Molecule: messenger RNA, 477 nt
Organism: Cooperia oncophora
Lineage: Eukaryota; Metazoa; Nematoda; Chromadorea; Rhabditida; Trichostrongylidae
Source: the annotation of a GenBank genome assembly